Molecule: messenger RNA, 703 nt
Organism: Camellia sinensis
Lineage: Eukaryota; Viridiplantae; Streptophyta; Magnoliopsida; Ericales; Theaceae
Product: calcium-binding protein KRP1
Molecular function (GO): calcium ion binding
Source: RefSeq, a predicted model, not a curated record
CCCCUCCAUCAUCCAAUCACCCCUCUCUCUCUCUCUCUCUCUCCAAAAAUAUAGUCAACAAUGGCAGGGACAAACACAACGGCUGUUGCUGCAAGUGCUGAUUUCGAAGAUCUGUUGCCGGUGAUGGCUAAUAAAUUGGGAGGAGAGGGUCUGAUAAGGGAGCUGUGUAAUGGGUUUGGGCUUUUGAUGGACAGAGACAGAGGUCUCAUCACGUUCGAGAGCUUGAAGAAGAACUCUGCUCUUCUUGGGUUACAGGACUUGAGCGAUGACGAGCUUCUGAGUAUGGUCAGAGAAGGUGACGUGGACGGUGAUGGGGCUCUCAAUCAGAUGGAGUUUUGUGUUUUGAUGUUCAGAUUGAGUCCUGAUUUGAUGGACGAAUCUGAGGCUUGGCUUGAUCGAGUUCUGGAGUUGGAGCUCGGGACUGGUUGGUUCGACGAUGAUGGCAAGUGAUCGAAAUUGACAAGGUUGACCUUAACUUUUUUGUUUUACCAAGGAGGAAGAGGAAACGUCGUCGUCUUUUAGUUCUGUAAAUUGAUUUUAUUUUUUAUUUUUACGUUUGUUUUAUCAUUAAUAGAAACAACAUGUUGAUUUUUACUGAUUUUGUUCGUGUUGAAAUAGAAAAAAUACACAUUUGUAGUCAAAAUGGAGGACUGGGUAUUUGUUUUGAUUGUACAAUUCAUCAUAAAUAUUUCCUAUUCCUUCA